Serendipita indica DSM 11827 is the source of this 1629-nucleotide messenger RNA. The record is from the annotation of a GenBank genome assembly. NCBI's taxonomy places the organism in Eukaryota, Fungi, Basidiomycota, Agaricomycetes, Sebacinales, Serendipitaceae.
AUGGCCGAGACCAUAGUACCGGCACCAAACAUAGAAACUCCGCCAUCGCAACUAACGCUUGAGAGCACACCUCAAAACUUGGAGACAGCAGCCUAUGGGCCGUUUAUUACAGACUUUACACGGGAACAUGUGAGCACGAUCAUCGAAAGGGACUUGGAGGAUCAGAAGCAGGAAGACGUUCAUAAACUGCUUACAUACCUGUUGAGCCGAGUCUCUGCGCCGACAAAUCCAACCAGAGAACAGUCAAUAAGCUUAGUUAAACUAACCGACAAGAUCAUGUCAUCUUUUACGGAGACUGAAUGGUCGCAAAUUCGGAUAUUCCGUGAUGAAUAUUUGAGGUCCGAAGAAGAGCAGGAAUCUUACGCUUCAUGGAUAAAACUCACCAACCGCGCCCUAAAUGCAUCAUCCCAAGUCCAUUUAGAUGGUACCACUGGGCCAUCUAAUGUCCAACAUAGGAAGAGCCUAUCUCUCCAAUGGUACGAUCACGAAGGCAUAAUUACGACAAGACCAGUAGACUUCAGCACCGAUCAAGGUCUCGAAAUCUAUCUGUCGUUGCUUUACAUAUUACAACGAUUCGAUACUAUUGACUGGGGUAUUCAUCCAGGGUUUCCACCGCCCCCAUUUCAUCGAAGCCAUGACAGUCACCUCAAUGAUCCCGUUGUCACCAUCGGAAACAAGAGAUUUCGACUUACAUUCAAAACCCGACACAAGCAGUGGGGAAUCAAGGGACGCGCCACGUCUGCAGUCGACUGUGUAGAGCUCGAUGAGCACGGAAUCCCAGGAAGAGAUUGUGUCAUCAAGCUGAGCUUCCCUCAAGAAUUGAGAGUACGAGAGCACAAGUUCAUUGACCGAGCACUCGAGAUCGCAAAAGUCAACCCACAUACUCUCCAUCACAUUCCAGAGUAUGUUGCGUACGAGGAGUAUCCAGAAACCUCAACAGGGCACAUUCGGCGUGCAUUGGGUAUCGAAACGACCAAUCACAGGCAGAUGUAUGCAAUCGUACUCAUCCAGCUCAAGGCCCCCAUCUACAAACUGUCUGGAGUAGACUACUGGCGAGCAUGGUGGGACUGUUUCCAAUGUCACCGGGUUCUGUGGACCAACGUGGUUGGGGUUCUUUCGGAUUGUGAUCUCGCUUCGCUCGAGGGCGGUAUGGGUAAAAACACUGAACGGACAGGCACUCUACCAUUUAUGGCACUGGAUCUGCUUACGGAAAAAGGCCUCAAAGGACAUAUUCGACACACGUACGAACACGACGCCGAGGCAUUCUUUUGGGUGGCCGUCGUCGAUGAUACAAUUUACCCACAGACCGAAGAGCUGCAACAUGAACCCAACUACCAAAAAAUCUUGUCUUGGUUAACCAGAAGCUUGUCGCCAAUUUCACUAGCAGAAUCUAAAAGCCAUUGGCUUAUGAACCCGGACACGCAUUGUGUAACAGAGAAGCAAAAGAUUGGCUGGGACGGCGGCUUCUCGAAACUACCCCGUAUCUGGUUCAUACAACAAAGCAGUCAAAAGUACCAGACGGGUCCAUCCCUCAGUGCAACCGAACUAUACAAAGAGUACCUCCGUAUUCGAGACGAGCAUGAAAGAGUCCAUCCAGAGUUGAAGAGAAAUGGUCCUAUUUCCGAUUAG